CGCUCGCCCCCCGGCGAGAUGAGUGCAUCCCACGUGAUCGUGGCGUGGAACAUCCCGGUUUCUGUUGGCUGCUCGCCAUCCGCGAUGAUCGCCCUCACUUGAUCAACAUCGCCGAGCGAUUGCAACAGAAGCAAAAAUGUUUCACCCUACUCGCGGAGGGAACAGAGGAGGCCAGGGAUUAUUCAAGUGGGAUAGUGUCAAGGAUGACAAGCAUCGCGAAAAUUAUCUGGGACACUCCCUCAUGGCGCCCGUUGGACGAUGGCAAAAGGAUAAGGAUUUAACGUGGUAUGAUAAGAAGCAAAACGCCGACGCUAGCGAUAAUAUCAACCGGGAGCUCCAAAGCAUCCGAGAACUUGAGGCCGAGGCCAUGGCGGAGGCAUUAGGCUAUGGCGGGCCCAAGCGUCGGCUUCAAAGUGGCGGUGUUAGCAAGGACGAGCUCAAGAAUGCGAUGAAGGGCGUCGAUAUUGAAGUGCCCGAAGCCGGCGCCGGUACGGGCGAGCGCAAGGGUCUCGGAUAUGACAAAUCAUCGCUGGCAAUAUCAGCACCACAAGAUGGGGAUUGUUCGGCGCCGAACGGAGAAGGGCCCGUGGCGGCUAUAGAUAAUGUCCGGAAUGACGUCCGGAAUGAUGCCCGGAAUGAUGCGAGCCCAGGCAAUAACCACCAAGAGCAAAUAGGCGACAAUCUCCCAUCAAAGCGGACGAAGGAAAAGAAGCACAAAAAAGAGAGGAAGCACAAAAAGGACAAGAAACGCAAGUCCAAGACACGCAGUCGAUCCCGCUCUCGCUCCGGCUCGCCAUCCCGGUCGCGGUCUCGCUCUCGCUCUCGAUCGCCAGCCCCAAGGGGUCAUCGCAGAGAUCGGUCGCCAUCGCCUGGGCGAGACUCUCGUCGCAAGCACCAGGAUAUGGCCGAGCGUGGCGCCCAAACCCCGGGUCGUGUUAGUGCCAAUGACAGGUACAGCGAGCAGCGAUCCCGAGACAGGCGAGAUCUCGGAGACAAAGAUCGCCGCAGCGAGUACGACCAAAGAAGGCAUCGUGGCGGAAGAGAGCGUCGUUGACAGGUGCCCGCGGAUGGUCUUGAUCAAUAGUCAUCUGGGAAAUAUCGGAGACAUGGUUUGAUGAAACCAGGCGUCAGAUGCCUUCGGAAGCAUACUCGCCCACCCCCAAGUCAGCCUAUGAGACAGCAGACAUGAUCGGACAUGAUAGGACAUGAUAGGACAGGACAUCAUGCUGGUUGAGAGGCAACCGCGCUGCUCAGACACAUAAUACAUCAUAUGGCGCUCACCGUCAUCGUCGCCCUGA
Molecule: messenger RNA, 1298 nt
Organism: Polychytrium aggregatum
Lineage: Eukaryota; Fungi; Chytridiomycota; Chytridiomycetes; Polychytriales
Product: kinase phosphorylation protein-domain-containing protein
Exons: 6
Coding region: 137-1054 (305 amino acids)
Source: RefSeq, a predicted model, not a curated record